Molecule: messenger RNA, 1255 nt
Organism: Argentina anserina (silverweed cinquefoil)
Lineage: Eukaryota; Viridiplantae; Streptophyta; Magnoliopsida; Rosales; Rosaceae
Exons: 7
Coding region: 70-945 (291 amino acids)
Cellular component (GO): chloroplast
Molecular function (GO): S-adenosylmethionine-dependent methyltransferase activity
Source: RefSeq, a predicted model, not a curated record
UAUAAAAAGGCUCGAAAAGCUAGGAAACAUACACUGGAGCAGCAGCAGCUAGCAAAUCAAUCAAACCCCAUGGCUAUAACCCCCUCAUCUCUCAAUCAAUCGAUCUCAGAGAUUGAGUUGUUAUCCUGCCCGAUAUGCUAUGAACCGCUAUCACGAAAAGGCCCGCCUGGUUUAAUCAUGCAAUCAAUAUGUAGGUCAUCAUUCAAGUGCAAGAAAUGCUACAAAUCCUAUUCUACCAAACACAACUACUUGGACCUCACUGUUACUGCUGGAAUGAAGAAGUACGUUGAAGUUAAAUCAGUUGGGACCGAGUUAUUUAGGAGGUGGUUCAUGUCCUUCAUCUAUGAGAAAGGUUAUCGUCAAUUUUUUAAACGAUAUGGCUUCCCAGGUCCUGAUGAAGAAUUCAAAAUGGCUCAGAAUUACUUUAAACCCGCUGAAGAUGGUGUGAUAGUGGAUGUUAGCUGUGGGAGUGGUUUGUUCGCGAUGAGAUUCGCCAAAUCUGGGACCUAUUCUGGAGUUGUAGCACUCGAUUUUUCAGAAAAUAUGCUUCUUCAGUGCUAUGAUUAUAUUAAGAGAGACCCUGUACCUUUGGCUACUGAUCUCGUUCUUCUGAGGGCCGAUGUUUCUAGGCUUCCAUUUGCAUCAUGUUCAGUUGAUGCUAUCCAUGCCGGCGCCGCAUUGCACUGCUGGCCCUCUCCUUCCAACGCUAUUGCUGAAAUCACUCGUGUUUUACGAAGUGGUGGCAUCUUCGUUGGAACCACAUUUCUGCGGUCUAGUCUUUCAAGGACUUUCUGGAUAUUCAAACCCCUCAAUGAGAGGGUUCUUCCCAGUGGGAACUAUUCUACGGAGGAAGAGAUUGAGGAUUUGUGUACAUCAUGCGGUCUCAUAAACUACUCGAGCAAAAUUGAGAAAUCUUUCAUCAUCUUUUCUGCUCAGAAACCCUGACGAAGACUAGACAACAGGUUCAUUUCUCCAUACAAGGAAUGUGCCAUAAAGUUGUAUUUGGUAUAAUGAAUUUCAGGGAGUUAUAUCCCAAGGUUUUCUUUCAUUCUUGUAAUGUAAGCUACUUGAACCUAUUGAAACCGAAAAGAAAAGCUAGCUUUGACAAUAUUAUUUGCUGUGUUUAAAAGUAGGAGUGGAAAGAAAUGCGAGUGCCACUCCCCCAUUCUAGAUUCUAUGUUUUAGUUAUUUGGUGAGAAUAAAACCUUGCAAGAUUCUAUGAUCGGACAAGAUAUUUUACAAGACCUUUUUUUGU